Messenger RNA from Aphanomyces astaci, 3671 nucleotides. RefSeq lists its product as hypothetical. Gene Ontology annotation, biological process: endoplasmic reticulum organization; endoplasmic reticulum to Golgi vesicle-mediated transport; intracellular protein transport. The record is from RefSeq and is a predicted model, not a curated record. The transcript is spliced from 8 exons. Gene Ontology annotation, molecular function: structural molecule activity; protein binding. Gene Ontology annotation, cellular component: endoplasmic reticulum exit site; COPII vesicle coat. Bases 38 to 2293 code for a protein of 751 amino acids. Lineage: Eukaryota; Oomycota; Saprolegniomycetes; Saprolegniales; Verrucalvaceae.
UUUGCUCGUCAGUUGAGACAGCAGCACAACGACGUCGAUGGACCCUCGAGCGAAUGCUGCGACUGCAUGGAGCCCCGUGAAGGACCUUGGCAAUCUCUUCGCGUUGGGGACCACUUCCAGCGAGCUGCAUCUUGUUUCCCUUGACUUCAGCGCCGUGGAUGCCGCUCCCCACGUUGUGGGUCUCGUGCCGACCCCGGCGCCAUUUCGAACGUUGGCAUGGAGUCCCGCUACAAAGCACGCCGCCGCACACCCUUGGGGACUUGUGGCAGGCGGGCUUGAGGACGGCACGGUAUCCAUUUGGGACCCGACACAGAUAUCCACUGGACACAUCGACGCCCUAAGUACCGUCUCCAAGCACAAGGGCGCCGUCACCGCGUUGCAGUUCAACCCGAACAAGGACAGCACACAUUUGCUUGCUUCUGGUGGCGCGGAUGGCGAUGUAUGGAUCAUGUCGGUCAACAACGUCGCGGCGCCCGGCGUGUUUUCUCCCGGAACCGCCCUUGCCUCCACGUCCGCUCCAUCCGAAAUCACAUGCGUGUCCUGGAACACCACCGCGCCGUACAUCCUCGCGACUGGCGACAGCAGCGGCCACGUGACCGUGUGGGACCUCAAGCAGAAGAAGCCGUGCUUCAACGUCAGCGUGUACGGCGCCAUCUCGUCGCUGGCGUGGAGUCCGCACGAAGGCUUCCUCCUGCUCACCGCCACGCGGCAGUCGCCUUUGGUGCACAUUUGGGACCUUCGCGCCAGCAACUCGGUGCCCCUCGUCGAACUGCAUGGCCACCACGGCGGCGGCAUCGUGUCCGCCGCAUGGUGUCCCCAUGGUUCAGGUCUACUCGUGACGAGCGGCACGGACGGUCGCACGUUAGUAUGGGAUUUGCAGACGCGGCAGGUCAUCCACGAGGUCCCGACCUCCGAACCGGCGGCGCACUUGACGUUUUCUCCGCAGUACCCCGGCCUAGUCGCGUUCACAACUGUCAACGAGCAUGCCGUCCACGUCCUUCAAGCCACGGCAGGCGCAACUUACCCUAUUUUGAAGUGGACUCCUCCUAUUAUUCCGUCCCCAGUAGCCGAUGACACUACUACCGAACCACCCGCUCUUCAAUUGUCGCCAGAACUAUCGAGUUUCUCGUCGACAGAAGUCGUUCCAAGUCGUUCCAAGUCUUCUGUGGAGCUUCCUGUCCUCCAUGACGACGUGGCGGCAGCGGCGACAUCUGUCGCUGCUUCCCCCGCUCGGUCGAUGCAUCCUCUUCCCGUCACAUCCUCCUCUGCUUCGUCGUCGUCCCCUGAACCCGUCGAUGCCCUUGUCUUUGCAGUGCACCAGCUGGACGAGUUGACUCCCGAUGCAUUUUGCGAUUGGAAGCUCACGACGCUGACGGACAUCGACGACGACCAAGCGCGGCACACGUGGAGUUUUCUCAAAGUUCUGUUUGAACCAGAUGCCAGAAAGCAACUGCUGGUACACUUGGGAUUUGACGGCGCUGCCGACCUCCCGUCCGCCAUCCUCCCGUCGCCAUCGGAUGUCGAAAGCGGUCCGCUGCCAACCUUUACGGCCGCGUCGGAAGCCUCCAUCACGCGCUCGCUCUUGGUGGGAAAUUUCGACGCGGCGGUGGACGUGUGCUUAGCCAACAACCAGCUGGCAAAUGCGUUGCUGUUGGCCACCUGCGGCGGGCCGGAGCUCUGGCAUCGCACACAGGAAGCCUUUUUCAGCCGGCAAACCAGACCGUUUAUGCAGAUUGUGGCGGCGAUCAUCAAGAACGAGCUCGACACGCUCGUGUUGCAAUCGGACCCGUUCGAGUGGAAACAAACGCUGGCCAUCCUGAGCACGUACUCCAAGAGCGACGAGUUCCCGGCACUGUGUGACCAGCUGGCGUGGCGGCUCUUAAAGUCAGGGGAUGCCUUUGCCGCCAGUUUGUGCUUUAUCUGCGCUAUGAACAUGCCCAAGACGGUGGAACUGUGGACGGCGGCGGCAUCUUCCCAUGGGCACGUCGCGGCCACCGUCCACCUCGUGGAGCAGAUUCACGUGCUGGCCCAGGGCACGGGGCAGGCGCCGGACCUUGAUGCCCCGGUGUACGAGGCGUUCGCGGCGCUGCUGCACUCGUGGGACCAACCGGUGCUGGCUCGCAAGUUUUCCAAGCAUGAUACCACAACGGGUACACGUGGCGGGUCGACUAGUAUUACUACUAGUAGUAGUAGUACUGCCAAAAAGGACGUGACGAUCGCUUCGUUCCGGUCGUCGCCGCCCAAACCGAUCAAGCUCGCGCCGGUAAGACUAGUACUACUACUUACUACCUAGUACAUGCAUGCAUAUAUACAGUACUCGAAUAGGACAAUGAUAAUUAUUCUACAUGAUCUUUAUAACAAUAAACAAUAGUAUAACAGUGAUAGUUAUAUCGGACGAGGGAGUGUAUAUAUAUAUAUAUAUAUGUAUUUACAGUUAGUAAGAGUUGUUUAUUUAUUGUCCUUUCGAGCUAAAUUUGGUAUUUUCGGUAGAUUCGACGAAAUCGUCGAGCGUCAUUUUACUUGAGCUAACUAUGCUCACUGUGACUCCUGUGCAAUACAACGUUGAACUGUUUGUGAAAUGCUUGGCAAUUGCACUGGAUACGCCUGUAAUUUGAUUGGUCGAAAGGUUUUUUUCGAUAAUUUCAUUGGCUACUUUGUUCCAUCGAUUUUGCUUCGUCGAUUCGAUUGGCAGCCCCAGUCCAUUUUGAAAUCGAAUUACCAAUGCUAAACUGAUGAUUUGUGUGCAGUUGGACACGCAUUUUGACCUGCCACGUCAUGACAACAUUGCGUUGAGCGAGUCGCCAGUGUCGCAGCCAGCGCCGUCGCCGCCCCUCCAGAACUCACAUGUCAAAGCUGACAACGAGCCACGCAGUGUCUCAGAUCAUCCGUCGCUUUCGGCUUGUCCACAGCAUCCACAAGCAACCCCAAGCUCCAACUUGCAUCCUCCUUCUUUGGAUCAAUAUCAACUGGAUGCCACAGCUCCAUCGCAUCGUCCAGUCGAGUCCACGGACGACGGCAUCCCUUCCACCAACACCUUCAUUGCCGACAGUUCUACCCCACUGACACCAGUGUCGCAGAUCCUCCAACACGAUGCACCACGUCCAUCAACCUCCUCCUCCCAUUCCGCCGAUUCCGUCGACCGCCCCCCUCCAUUCGUUCGAACUGCGGCCAUGGCCAACAUUUCCGAGGACGACCUUGGGAUUGUCGAAACUCUCACGGCGUUGCUGUCGUUGCUGUCGUUUCAAAAGCUGUCGGGUGCCGAAGCCAAGCAACUCGCCGAAGCCGUCAAGGCCAAGGACGCCCUCGUGGCCAAACUCAACGCGGCGGACUUGUCCCCCACGGUGCUCGACAGCGUCCACGACAUGGCGGCGGCGUUGCAGCGGCGCGACUUUAAAGCCGCCCAGCAGGUGCAUGUGGCGCUCACGUCAUCGCACUGGGCGCUGCAAAAGGAGUGGCUGCGGGGCCUCAAGCCAUUUUAUCAAUUGUGUACCAAACGAUUAAAGUAACAAACAUGUGUGUGUAUACAUGUACUACAUAUCAACAACACUCAAGGCGCAGAUGGUCAAGCCUUUUGUCCAUUAUCGAGUGGAGCCGUGACGGAUUGAACCAACUCGCGCCACUUUGCGAUGGCGCAGUGGUCGUGAUGGCUCGAGUGGUCGCAGGAGUCACUG